UUAAAUAUCGAGUAUCCCGGCGAGUAAACAUAGCCCUGUCGAGUUCGUAUUACAAAACGCCGGUGUCGACAAGAUGAGUUGAGCGAUUAAAUUACAAGUGACACGCGCGUACUGCACUUCACGACGACGACAAAAUAUCUAAUUUGCUGCCCCAUCGAUGAUCCCCCCAACAUUGAACGCGUUAAAAUAAAAUGACCAAGUCGAUCUAUAACACCUCGCCACUCCCCAUUAAACACAAAGAUGCAGAACAAGCGUACCCGCGGCGAUGUACAUUUAAGAAGAAUCCAUUACGUAAUUCCGAACAACUAUGGCGUACUAUUUGCGGCUUUGCACCCAGACCAUCGUCGUCGAUGGUUUUACCACUUAAGGUCGGGGAAGGACCUUGCCCUGUAUAAGCUCGCAACGGGAGCUCAGCUUAAGAGGACAGCGUCUGAAGAAGAAGAAGAAGAAAGAGUAGCAACUAGAGACAUCACCUAGUUGAUGCGCGUCAAGAAUCUCUGGUCCAUGGCCCAGUUUCGAUGCCCUUCCAGCAAGAAGUAUAAAAACGUCCGGCGUACUCGCUGACGAACGACAUUUUUCCUCGUCCACACUCUCGGACCGUACGUUCGAACCAAACAUCCGAUGAUCUUUCGCCGUGAUUUCUGAUCGACAUUCGAUCGAUCAUCCUGGAAUCGCAGGAAAUCGUUCGCCUUCACCCACGAGUGUUGAUGUGCGUCGCCCUCUUCUGCUUCCUCUUCGUCUUCAUCGUGAUUACCAUCGUCACUCUCUUAUUAUUCAAGCCCGUUUACGUCUGGCAGAUCGAAACGCAGCAGUGAAGUGUCUCAAAAAACCAAGAAGAAAAAUCAGCAAAAAUGGCGAAGAUACUGAGGACACUGUACCUGGUUGCACUUUUUGUAUCCUUGGUCAAAUGUCAAGGUUCAUUGUUGCAGAUGUCCCAGGAACUCUGGACCAAGUUACUCACGGGAGGAUUCUCCAAGACGGGUAAACUAGACCCUUUGAAAGUCCCAGUGAUCAAGGUGGACCAGUCGGAAGGAGACACCAGCUAUAGGAUAAUCCUGAGGAACGUGGAGAUCACCGGGCUGAACGAGUCCACUCUGGACAGCAUCCACAUCGCUAGGGGACGAUUGAAGUCGAACCUGAGCGAGCUGGAGGCAGGAUACGUGAGCUACAGCGAUCUGAGGGACCUGGACUCCAUCAGGUACAGAUUCCACACUCUGAUCAAGGAACCGAAGCUCCAGAACGAGAGCUUCGAAGCCAUCGUCUCGGCUACCAACCAGGAGAGCAAGAUCAUGACCAGCCCGGAGGACAGCCGUUUCGAUAGAUUCAGACAGUACGAUCCGUUCCUGUUGAAGAUCCAAGCGGAUAAAAUGAAGGAAAAGCCUGAGCGAUCUGAAAACUCUCCUCAGGAUUCAAAUUACGGAACCUUCAGCAUGGAGGGCGCUAAAGUGGUAUCGAAACAGGACACCAGUCAAAUCGUUGCGAACAUGAGGUAUCCUGCGGAUGUUCAGAUGAUCUAUGCGAUGAGUGCUAUUAAUGCUGCUCUGAAUGCGAGAAACCAGGAGCAGAGGGAGAUGUACGAUCAAGGUAGGUCUGCUUCCUUUGGAGAGAGACGGGGAGAGGCUAGGGAGAGCCAGAGGAGAGGCUACCACAGUGGCAGGAGAAGCGAAACGAGAUACGAGGAUCCUGAAACUUCAGCUUCUGAGAAUGUUGAGAGGAGGCAGGAUCCGAGGGUGUUCCCUCCGUAUAUUGGCAGGGAACAGGUGUACCAAGGUGAAAAUAGGAGGCUGGAGAAACAGCCGGGGUAUAUCGAUAUCGUUUAUGCGGAUGGGAAUAAUAAUGGCAGUGUGAAACGAUUCGGAAAUGGAAGGAUCGAGUCUAAGCAGGAUGCUCAGGUGUUCGGAAUGAAGGAUGUGCGGAAGGAAAUUUUGGAAGGUAGAAAGGGCAUCAGCCAUAACUGCACCGAGGGAGAGCCAUUGACAAAGAGGAACGAGGCAGUGAAGGCUGCCUUCGAUUCGAAGGACCUGAAUAAUUUGACUAGGUACGCGAGGAAUUAUCAGGAGAAGGAAGGGUACUUCGAGGAAGGAAUGCAACUGCUUUAUCACUAUGGUGGAAAUCCUGCGAAUGAAAAAGUUGAACUGGGAAAGAGAUACAAACGUGCCCAUAAAGAAAACGAGACUGAUGACGACGUGAUGCACGUGAUCUUGAAGAUACGUGCUCCUGAACUUCGCAUCAAGUCGGAUUAUCAGUUGAAUGGAAAAGUUGGAAAGGAAUUGAUUAGAGGAACUGGAAAACUCAGUGGCAACUUCAGCGAGCUGGUAGGUGACUUCACUAUAGAAUUGAAGAAGAUGAAGGAUCAGGACAUUUUAAUUGUACGCGCAGCCAGGAGCAAAUUAAAUGCCAAAAAGCAAAACGUCUCCCUUCAGGGAAUGGACGAGGAGGGACCAGUAAAAUCGAUUCUCACCCACGGUUUGAUGGCUGCCGAAGCCGUAGCUGCCAUGCUCGCCGAUGACCUGGCAACCAAAGCUUUAAACGACAGAACAGCCGACGCAAUGAUUUAUAAAAUGUACAAAAAUCUUCCUGUUAAUUAAUUUACAGGAGGAUACACUUUCGACUGGAUUUUGGACGUUUAUUCUUUACGGUACACUGUUGCAUGGUUUUUCUUUUAUAUCAAUUGAUUCCGUUGAUUAAAACAGUGGAAAUGAUUGAUGAA
Molecule: messenger RNA, 2710 nt
Organism: Osmia lignaria (orchard mason bee)
Lineage: Eukaryota; Metazoa; Arthropoda; Insecta; Hymenoptera; Megachilidae
Biological process (GO): multicellular organismal reproductive process
Source: RefSeq, a predicted model, not a curated record